GCGGGAGCAGGAGCGGCCCGCGGCGGUCGCGGGGGCCGGGCCUGGGGCCGAAGAGGCUGUCUCAGCGGAAGAGGAGGAGGAAUCGGAGCCCGGGAGCACCGGGCACGCGGGGGAGGCGGCCCCGACCCCCCCAAUCCCAGAGGCCGACCCGAGGAGGGGGCUUGGGGGGAGCCGCCCCCGAGCCCCGGCAACAUGAACUCCAACGUGGAGAACCUGCCCCCCCACAUCAUCCGCCUGGUCUACAAGGAAGUCACGACACUCACCUCAGACCCUCCCGAUGGCAUCAAGGUCUUCCCCAACGAAGAGGAUCUCACGGACCUGCAGGUCACCAUCGAAGGCCCAGAGGGGACCCCCUACGCAGGGGGCUUGUUCCGCAUGAAGCUGCUCCUGGGCAAGGACUUUCCGGCCGCCCCCCCCAAGGGUUUUUUUCUCACUAAGAUCUUUCACCCCAACGUGGGGGCUAACGGGGAGAUCUGUGUCAACGUGCUCAAGAGAGACUGGACCGCUGAACUGGGCAUCCGCCAUGUGCUGCUGACUAUCAAGUGCCUUCUGAUCCACCCGAACCCGGAGUCGGCGCUGAAUGAGGAGGCUGGCCGCUUGCUUCUAGAGGACUAUGAGGAGUAUGCAGCUCGGGCCAGGCUGCUGACCGAGAUCCAUGGUGGGGCUGGGGGGCCUGGGGCCAUGAGGGCUGCCAGGGGUGGCCCUGGUGGGGCUGAGGCUGGCCCAGCAGAGGCAGGGGCCUCCUCCUCAUCCCCACCAGGCCCCGGGGCUGAGGGUCCCAUGGCCAAAAAGCAUGCUGGGGAGCGGGACAAGAAGCAGGCCGCCAAGAAGAAGACUGACAAGAAGCGGGCUCUGCGAAGGCUGUAGGAAGGCCCCCACCCCACCCCAGGAAGGUGUGGGGAAGAGGGGGCAGCUUUUGUAUCUCACUAAGUUAUUUAAAUUAUG
This is a messenger RNA of Trichosurus vulpecula (common brushtail), 945 nucleotides long. RefSeq names its product ubiquitin conjugating enzyme E2 S (gene UBE2S). The transcript has 4 exons. The record is from RefSeq and is a predicted model, not a curated record. Bases 193 to 867 code for a protein of 224 amino acids. Lineage: Eukaryota; Metazoa; Chordata; Mammalia; Diprotodontia; Phalangeridae.